AUGGGACGGUGGCAAUGGGGUUCUCGAGACCUUGGGUUCGGGUGGUGUGAGAGCAACAGAGGUGAACGACGACGACGACCGUCGCCAGCAGAUGACAUGUCGACGAGCACCGCCGUCGGUGGAGCUCGGCCAUGGGCGGAAGGCUUUCCUCACGGGCGAAUCCGGUUUAAGAAAAUGGCGACUGGGUCCUUGUAUGGUAAGUGACAUGUGAGGCCAAGUUUUUUGUUUUUUGAGACUUCCUACCGGCAGAAAUGGACGUCUCUUUGACAAACCGACCGACCCUACGUACCGGGCGAGGUAUCAUCCUGACGGGACUCAGUCGUUGUAUAUUAAAUCACACAAAUAUAAAAUUUAUAAAACUAGAAAAUACGAAUUUUUGAAUAUUUAGAUAUACUUCUGAAUAAAUAUAUCAAUUAUAAUUUAAUAAAACUUCCAAAAAUAACGGUAAUUUUUUAGGUCAAUCAUAGGGAUGUAGUAUAAUAUCUGGUAAUUAUUCAGAAUUUUCCUCAAAGAAUUUUUUUUUUUUAUGAAUUUUAUACUAAGAAUUGAAAAGGAAAUAUAUUUAAAAUUCACAAAAAAGGAAAUAAGAGUGUGAACGUCAAGAUGACAUCAGUGCCCGGCGAAUGCAAAUUGGGUGGAAAUAGAGUUCCACCCAACAAUUCUUACAUAAGUGAUUACAAAUGAUUUAAUUAAUCAAAUUAAGAUUUAUAAAAGCUAGAAGAAUUAUAAUUGAACAAAGUAUAUUUUGGUAAAUUCAAGACACAAAAACUAUCACUAAAUAAAACGUAAAGUAAAUUGAAAGUAGGAAAAUAGAAUUCCGGCGUCGCGACGACAAUGCGUUAGUGAUGCACUAGAAUUCUGAGCGUUCAAGAAGAUCGUCGUGUAGUGUCCACGACCUCGAAGGCUCUUCUUGGACAAAGACAAUGUGAGUAAUCUCUAGAUCUUCUCGUAAAGUCUAGAGCUUAAUGAAAUGGGUCGUUGAGUCAUCUCCGGCAGCUGUCACCUGGCAGAGUAGAAAAUGGCAACUUUGUAACUCUUUGACAGCUGUCACAUGAUAGAGAGGAGUUAGAUAGAAGUGGGGCGCAUGUCAAGGAGCUUCAUCCUCAAGUCCGCGUAACAAGAGGAGGCUCUUCAUCACAUCUAGUAUGCUCUCAAGAGGUGGCGACUCAUCUCCUGGCGAAUUGUUCUCUUCCCGACGACAAUUUGUUCGUCGAUCAAUCGGAGAUGA
Messenger RNA from Spirodela intermedia, 1228 nucleotides. The record is from the annotation of a GenBank genome assembly. NCBI's taxonomy places the organism in Eukaryota, Viridiplantae, Streptophyta, Magnoliopsida, Alismatales, Araceae.